Molecule: messenger RNA, 3993 nt
Organism: Aspergillus pseudotamarii
Lineage: Eukaryota; Fungi; Ascomycota; Eurotiomycetes; Eurotiales; Aspergillaceae
Exons: 8
Coding region: 1-3993 (1330 amino acids)
Biological process (GO): carbohydrate metabolic process
Molecular function (GO): chitin binding; hydrolase activity, hydrolyzing O-glycosyl compounds
Source: RefSeq, a predicted model, not a curated record
AUGCGUCUUAUUCAGUCACUCUUUCUCGUCACUCAUUUUCUUUCUUUUGCAACUGCCACUCCUUCUUCCAGUCGGUUUCGGGACUAUGACCCCAAUGAGCUAUGCCCACGGCAGUGCGGUCUGGUAGGCACCAAUCCACAGAACUGGGCUGUAUAUUACAGCUUAGAUUCCUUGGACCGAUGUAACCGGCCGCUCCUUUUUGAUUUCAAGUUGGAUGCAGAGCUGGAUCACCCCAAUACUCGGCACAAGAUUCGGGCCUGUUCUAUCUGGGGAGACAAUAUUCCUGCCCCUGAGACCUCUGUCCCUGGUCUAAACUCUUCGGCCCAGAAUGUCACCCUCCAGAGGAUAGAAUACGAAGGGGCCUCAGGAGACAGUCUUGUUGCCGCUCGUACCGUGUUCCACGUCCAAAGGUAUCUCGAGAAGAAGGUUGAACAGGAUAAUAACGCAAUCCUGUUCUCAAAGUCCGGAAAUGCGACUGUGGGAUUCUUCGGAGGUGCCCUAAUGGAUACCCAGCGGAUGGCGACAUCGCUCUUUCCACAGCUCAUCCGGCACAUCACUCAUAAUGGUUUAUCAAAUGGUAUCCUAGAGCAAAUCUGUGGCACUAGGCGAAACGCUCAUGAGGCGUGGGGCAUCAUAGUCUCUUUUUCAGACAGUAUGUCCACCGUCCUGGAGGCUGUUCGCACUUGGUCGCAGGGCCAGUGUGUUAGGCCCAUAGCUCGCACGGCUUGGGUAAGCUCGUACACCAGUGCUAUAAUUCCUACGAUGGUCUUUAGUCGAAAGCCUGAUGUCCUGAAUGCAAGAGCAGCCACCCUGCAACCUCGUGCCGAAUGCUCAACCAUCAAAGUUUCAGAGGGGGAUAGCUGUGGGACGCUUGCGAAUAGAUGUGGUGUAUCUGGUGCCGACUUCGAGAAGUACAACUCACAGUCUAAUUUAUGCUCGAGUCUACAGCCUGGGCAGCAUGUUUGCUGCUCUGCUGGCACGCUUCCUGACUUUCGGCCCAAGCCGAACCCUGAUGGCUCAUGUGCGACGUACACUGUUCUGGUGGAUGAAAGUUGCAAGUCUAUCGCCACUGCUAACUCCAUCACUUUGGACGAUCUGGAAGAAUUCAACAAAAACACAUGGGGAUGGAAUGGAUGCGGUACCUUAUGGCAAGGUACAAAGAUAUGUAUCAGCUCUGGUGAUCCUCCAAUGCCUAAUCCUGUCGCCAAUGCCAUCUGUGGACCCCAAGUCCCUGGUACCGAAGCACCGACAGAUGGGAAAGACCUUGCUAGUUUAAACCCAUGUCCUCUCAAUGCAUGCUGCGACAUAUGGGGCCAAUGCGGUACAACAGCCGAAUUUUGCACUUAUAGUUCCAGCGAAUCGGGCGCCCCAGGAACAGCGGCCCCUGGAGAGAAUGGCUGUAUCUCUAACUGUGGCGCAAAUGUGGUGAGCUCAGGCCCUCCAGAUGAGUACCUACGUAUUGGAUAUUUUGAGGGUUAUAAUCUUGGUCGUUCUUGCUUGAACAUGGAUGCCAGCCAGAUCGAUACGGAGAAAUAUACUCAUGUUCAUUUCGGGUUUGGUACACUUAGUGAGGACUUCAAGGUCAAAGUCGGCGAUGCCCUCUCUCAAUUUGAGUUUGAGCAAUUCAAGCAGCUGACUGGGGUGAAACGCAUCCUGUCCAUUGGCGGGUGGGACUUCUCGACAUCUCCUGAUACUUAUACCAUCUUUCGGGAGGGAGUUAAGUCUGCGAAUCGGAUGGCGAUGGCAGAGAAUAUUGCCAACUUUGUCAAGGAGCACGAUCUAGACGGUGUGGACAUAGAUUGGGAGUAUCCUGGGGCUCCAGAUAUACCUGGAAUACCACCUGGCUCUGAGGAUGAGGGUGUCGAGUAUGCAAUAUUUCUCAUUCUGUUGAAAGGCCUAUUGCCCGACAAAAGCUUGUCCAUUGCUGCCCCAGCCUCUUACUGGUACUUACGACCGUACCAGAUUGCCGCACUUGCUGAUGUCCUCGACUACCUCGUCUUUAUGACAUACGACCUUCACGGACAAUGGGACCACAGCAACCACUGGGCUGCUCCUGGCUGUGAAGAGGGCAACUGUCUCAGGAGUCACGUGAAUUUAACAGAGACAUAUAGUGCCCUUUCAAUGGUAACCAAGGCCGGCAUGCCUUCUAACAAGGUGAUAACCGGCGUUGCCAGCUUCGGGCGUGCGUUCAAAAUGGCAACUCCCGCCUGCACGGGCCCUGACUGCCAUUUCACAGGAGCCGAAUCUGGGGCCAGGCCGGGGCGGUGCACCGGCACAGAAGGAUACCUCUCUCUAGCUGAGAUAGAUGAGAUUGUCAACACCAAUCCAAGUGCGGACACAUGGACUGACAACAGUCUCUCCAACGUCCUUGUAUACAAUGAGACCGAGUGGGUCGCAUAUAUGGAUGACGCGAACAAGGCGGACCGUGACAUCCUGUACAAGGGUUUGCACUUCGGCGGCACUGUGGAAUGGGCUACCAGUAUGCAUGCAUUCCACGAAGUUCCUUCAGAUGCACUGCUGCCAGGAGGGUCGGUCUCAGAUAUUAUUAAGGAAUGGCCUGUGUUUAUUGAGACGGUCAUUAAUGGGAAGAGCCCUUUCAUACACGGCGAGCGAAACGGGCACUGGGCAGAUGGCUCGAUUACAUGUACAGAUGACGCUGUUGUUGGUGUGUUCGAUAUCCCACCGCAGAAGCGAUGGGAAGCGCUGGAAUGCAGUACUGCGUGGGAAGAUGCUCUGGAGAAAUACCGCCAGUAUGACAUACCUCGAAACAUUGGGUUUACGGCCUCUAUUAGCGACACCUUCCACACUCGCGAGAAUAUGGACUGUGGCAUACUCUCGCCGGAAUCUGACUGCCGACACAGCUUCGGGUGCCAUGAUGCCAGAGGAGAGGGUUCUGGGCCAGCAGGUUACGAGGUUAUGAAUUCACUCAUGUUCGCAUCCGUCUACACGGGUAUUGCCGACGCGGCAGGUGUGGUCGCGAACAAGAACCUUGAAUUCGUCAAUAAGUUCGCUCCAAUACCUGACUACACUAUGUCUUUCAAUUUGUUCAUGGAUACUCUGGGGCUUAUAGUCCCAACGGGAAUGGCGCCUGUUUUCAACAACGUCUUGAGCAGAACUGCGUAUUUCAGUGCAAACCCUGCUAUGUUGGACAACGCCAAAGAUGUAAUCUACACAAUGGUCGGCUCCUGGGUGAACAUAGCCAAGGACAGCAAUCCAGAAAAGUAUGGUUGGACUGAAGAGGAUCAAUGGGAGUUUAUGGGAUUCAUGACAGACGUGUGGCACACAUGGCAGAACGAAACUGAAAAUGCCAGUCGAUACCUCUUCAGUGGUACAGAAGACGCCAUUAGGGACCUAUCCAAGAUUAUAAGAGACGGUCAAUUAAUCCAAGGAAGCUCUGAGGGUGCUACACCGCCAACGGAAAUGUCUGCCACGGAAAUCCAAGCAUUGAUUGAACGUGCCUUUUAUGGUUAUCUUAUCCCACGUAUUUGGCAGAGUUCGGGCACCAGAGCGUUUGUCAUCGACACCAAUCAUGCAUGCGAUGGGAGUAAUCCCAUCUCUGACUACCUUGAUGACACCGACGCAGAGACUACUGCGGUGUGCUUCGCAGAUAAACUGUACUACGUGGCGUAUCCAGAUGGCAAUGCCGGAGAUACAUGUCAAUUGCCUGGCUCUACCCCUGUUUGUGUACCGCUGAAAUUUAAAGUCCCUCCGGGGUUGGAGGAGCUGACUGGGGAAAUCCGGGAAUAUGGUGGUGUGAAGCCCGUUGACAUAGUAGCAAGCACCGUCCGCUCUUACCAGGCAAACGGCAACAAGAACGGCUGGAGACUGAAAAGUAUGGGUGACGUUUCUAGCGUUGACGACCUGAAUGUGGAUGCGCUUAUUACAUAUCAGAUCGGGGCCCCAGGGUUCAGUACGCUUCCACUAUGUAGUGCAGAAGAGGCACAUCUGAACUGGGGUAUUGGAAAGGACACAGACAACUAUCCAUGUAAUUAG